CACUACCUCAGUGCAGGAAAAAAAAACUCCAACACGCACACACACAGAUGUAUGUACAAAUGUCAAGACCACGAAAGCAUGAAAAUAUUGAACAAGAAAGAAAGGCAACGGGCAGACAAAAAUAUAAGGAAAUGUUAUGUAGCAAAUUAUUAUUAAUUUAAAUGGAGAUUUUUUUUCGUAGAUGCAUUUAGAGGAAAUUGUAAAAUUAGGUUUAGUACGUAGAAUGAAUGUGUGUCCAUGUAUGUCUAAUCAGCGCGACGAGAUGUGCAUAGCAUCACAUGACCGCCGCUGCUGCUGCUGCUGUCAGUAGCAUUGUAAUAUGUGAGUGGAGACAAUUAACACGAGAUCCAUCAAGGUGCUUACAGAAAAGGAAAAAUAAUAUGAUAUAAUAUAGAUUUGCAGUAUGCUGUAUUUAUAAUUUUGUGUCUGGAUUUGGUUUUUAGGCCAAUGCAGACUGUUACCAGUUUCUUCGAACUUUAGUGAUUUAGUAUUUUUAAUUUGUAUCCAAAAGUUGCUCGCAAACAACAUCGGAUGGUUUCUGUUCACCACAGAGCAAGCUACCUCGAUCUGUGAUUUUUGUUGUCUUAUUACUGUUAAGAUCGUCUUGUCUUCAUUUAUAUUAUCCCAGACAGACGACAUAAAAAAAAAUAUAGAGAGUAAUAUAAAACAAAGGACAUGAAAAUGUUACUUGUGAGUUGUCGGUGUCUGAACGUACAGAUCAGACUCAAGGGUGAUGUCUUAGAAGAACAAUAUUCAGAUUAUCCACAGGAGAUAUCAUCUUCGAAAUUUGAAUGUCUUCCUGAAAGUGCAUUAGAGGCACCCAUUUCUCUGAGCCAUUCGUUCUUUGUGCAGAAAAAAGUUGUGAAGGAAUGGACGGUAUACCACUGUCGGAAUUGUGACAUCACUACCCAUGCUGUCUCUGAUCAGCAGACUGGGGACAACCGCAAGUUUUUCAUUGGUAAAAAUAUGGAGCGUGAUCCUACAGCUUUGGAAUGUUUAAGGCGGUCAACUACUUUCUCUCCAGCUUUCCAGAUAAUACUCAAUACAACAGUUCCCUUUUCUGGCAGCAUGCCUGCUCCUCAGUAUUUUGAAUCUCUCCAGAACCAUCUGGCUGCCCUACAGACUCAAAUGGAUAAUUAUUUGAUUGAAGAAGAAAGUGAAAUGGAAGAACGGAUCAGGAGGUAUGAAUUACAACAGAAAGCAUCAUUUGAUAAAGUUCAAGAACGAGCUAAAGAUGACAAGAAGAAGUUAAUUACGAUGUUGCUAUCCAUGAUGGAUGUGAUCAAUGCAGAAGAAGAGGCAGAAAUUGAUAAAACUGAAAAUAGCUGUGCAUCUGGUUAUCAGAGUUCCGAGUUACCGUCCACUCCCAGCGAUAUUAAGAAUGAUUUUCAUUCCAAAUCAGAUUCCAACUCAGAGAAACAAAUGGUGUCUCCUUUGGGAGAUUUUGAACUGGAAGCUGAUGGUAUGUUCUACCUGAGUGGUGAAGAUCAAAGAGAUAACCAGGAACCUUUCUAUUUCUCUGAUGAUGAUGAUUUCGCUCUGGACUCCUCAACAGAAGUUACGGAACCUUCAUACAUUCGUGGAAAAAAACGCAUUGAUCCAGAUGCCAUACAUUCAGCAUCAGUCCCUGUUAAUGUCCCGCGGUUCAACCAAGAGAUGUUUUGUUCAUCAGCCUCAGACAAAGAAAAUUGUCCUUCACCUCAUGACCCACAAGAAAUUGCUGCCAGUAUGAAGGCGUUGGCAGAAAGUCUACGGAAAGACGAAGGUUUCAUUUUUGGCGAUCUGCCUCGCCCACGGCUGAACACAGGUGAUAUUGCUAUUACCAGGCCCACACAUUUUUAGUAGCAUUUGGAUUUAAAUUAUAUAAAAAAUAAAGAAAAGACAAAAAAAAAA
Molecule: messenger RNA, 1893 nt
Organism: Octopus bimaculoides (California two-spot octopus)
Lineage: Eukaryota; Metazoa; Mollusca; Cephalopoda; Octopoda; Octopodidae
Biological process (GO): negative regulation of protein kinase activity; neurotrophin TRK receptor signaling pathway; negative regulation of TOR signaling
Cellular component (GO): cytoplasm
Source: RefSeq, a predicted model, not a curated record